UCACCUUCUUUCUCUCUCUCUCUCUAACUCUUGAGCUGUUAUCUCUGCCAAACCUUAGCUAGUGUUUUUCUGACAUGUCCGAAGCAAGAAGAACUCAUCAGUGAUUGUAACUUGAGCUCAUUCCCAUGGCGUGUCUCUCUUUUCCACAGUUUCUUUUACCUACCAGGUGCCAGGUGACAUGGUCCUAUUGUUAUGCUUCUUUUAAUGUAGUGAAGCUUGGGGAACUCAGGUCUAGGUGUAAAUCUGGUCAUGUGGCAAUGGCAAGGAAGAAAGCAGCUUCUCUAGACUCUGUUGUAGAAGAACCCAGUGAAAAUGAAUCUGUUGUGGAAAAGAAGGCAACUAAAACUAAGAAGGCCACUGUGAGGAAAAAGAAAAAACCAGUAGCUGAGUCUCCUGAGGGGGAUACUGAUUUGUUGGUUGAUGGAGAUGACACCGAUAUUGUAGAAGGCUCGUCUCUCUCCAGUGCUGAUUCUAAGAAGAAAACUCGAAAGACUCGAAGAAAAGAUACGUCUAAUUCUGCUGACUUGGAAGAAGAGAAGGAGCUCAAGGAAGAGAAAAAGGUUAGUAGAAGAGGAAGGAAACCUAAAGAGGAGAACAUAGUUUUAGAGGAUAAAAUUGAUGAGGUUGAGGUCAAUGACCAAGAUGAGCCUUCAUUUAUUGAUCACGUGGAGGAUGAGAGUGACGUCGGCUUGGAACUGAUAAAAGACGAUGGAGAGGACAUUAGCUUUACUUAUGGUUGGCCUCCCCUUGUUUGUUGCUUUGGAUCUGCACAGCAUGCUUUUGUGCCUUCAGGGAGGCCUUCCAAUAGGCUUAUAAAUCAUGAAAUCCAUGAAACAAUGCAGGAAACCCUGUGGAGCCCUGAAAAAUUUGUUAGGGCUCCUGGGGGCUCUGCUGGUAGUGUUGCCAUUGCUCUUGCAAGCUUGGGUGGCAAGGUUGCUUUCAUGGGAAAACUUGCAGAUGAUGAAUAUGGUCAAGCAAUGUUGUACUAUAUGAAUGUAAAUAAUGUUCAAACCCGAUCAGUCUGUAUUGAUGGUAAAAGGGCAACAGCCGUAUCACAGAUGAAGAUUGGUAAACGGAGUCGACUUAAAAUGAGUUGUAUAAAACCAUGUGCUGAAGAUUGCUUGACAAAGCCAGAGAUAAAUAUGGAUGUGAUGAAAGAGACAAAAAUGUUCUACUUCAACACUCAUUCCCUGCUUGAUCGUAACAUGAGAUCAACUACAAUGCAAGCCAUUAAGAUUGCAAAGCAUUUUGGAGCGGUUGUUUUCUACGAUUUAAACCUUCCUAUGCCAUUAUGGCACUCUCUGGAAGAAACUAAGAUGUUCAUUCAGCAAGCGUGGAAUCUUGCAGACAUUAUUGAGGUCACUAAGCAAGAACUGGAGUUCUUAUGUGGGAUCACACCAUCUGAAGAAUUUGACACAAAAAGUAAUGCCAGGUCAAAGUUUGUCCAUUAUGAACCUGAAGUGAUUGCACCACUAUGGCAUGAAAAUCUCAAGGUUUUGUUUGUGACUAAUGGAACUUCCAAGAUACAUUACUACACUAGUGAGCUCGAUGGUGCUGUUAGUGGGAUGGAGGAUCCCCCGAUUACCCCUUUCACUUCUGAUAUGUCAGCAACUGGAGAUGGCAUUGUUGCAGCUAUCAUGCGGAUGCUGUCAGUUCAACCUGAAUUGAUAACUGAUAAAGGGUACCUGGAGCAUACCAUUAAGUACGCAAUUGAUUGUGGUGUUAUAGAUCAAUGGAUCCUCGGCCGAGUACGUGGCUUUCCUCCACGUGAAGAUAUGGAGGAUGUUACUCCUGAUCCUUAUGGUAUAAAGUCAAUUACAGAAACAGAGUACCGCACGGUGUUAGAACCUGUUAGUUAAUCCAGGUGAUUCGCCGAGUCACAUAAGUUUUGUACCUUGUAUUUCUCAUAGUGAAGCCUUCAUUCCUUGUAUAGAUAACUGAGUGUUUUAUUUAGUGAUUUGUUUGUUUCUGUGUUAUCCACUGCUAGAGGUUAUAUUACCUUAGUGCUUAGGGUUUUGUAUUUCCAAUUUUUUGGGUUGUAGCAUUGCCAUUAUAAUCAAAGAUCAAGAUUCCACUUUA
This is a messenger RNA of Lotus japonicus, 2079 nucleotides long. RefSeq names its product fructokinase-like 2, chloroplastic. The transcript is spliced from 5 exons. Gene Ontology annotation, cellular component: chloroplast nucleoid. The record is from RefSeq and is a predicted model, not a curated record. Gene Ontology annotation, biological process: etioplast organization; chloroplast organization; plastid transcription. Bases 126 to 1859 code for a protein of 577 amino acids. Lineage: Eukaryota; Viridiplantae; Streptophyta; Magnoliopsida; Fabales; Fabaceae.